Messenger RNA from Akanthomyces muscarius, 1407 nucleotides. RefSeq lists its product as uncharacterized. Lineage: Eukaryota; Fungi; Ascomycota; Sordariomycetes; Hypocreales; Cordycipitaceae. The transcript has 3 exons. The record is from RefSeq and is a predicted model, not a curated record. Bases 1 to 1407 code for a protein of 468 amino acids. Gene Ontology annotation, cellular component: nuclear membrane; nuclear envelope. Gene Ontology annotation, biological process: nuclear envelope organization; lipid homeostasis.
AUGAAUCCACGCACAGGCGAAGGCCACAUGGAAUGGGAAUACAGUGGCAAUGCGCCGUGCGAUCCCUCUAGUCCCUUUACUCACGUCGCACAGCGAAACUUGGGCUUUGGCGGCUUCUCAUCUCCUUCUAAAGGAAGGGGCCGUCCGAAUCCAUUUGCAACAAGCAUUCCCUCGCCAUCCAGACCGCAACCGCCCUCAUCCUCUCGCUUCGCGCCACAGAUUUCGGCCAAGAGCACGGCCCCUCCCUUUCGCAACCCAGCCUUUACAACACCGCGAAAACCAUUCGACGAAGCAAUUUUGUCUGAGGCGUCCGGCGCAGAGGAUAGCCCGGCCCCUACAGAAGCGUCGGACAUGCCCAACGAUACGCCAGACGUGGACCACCUCGGCGACGUCUCUAUGGGCGGCGUCAUAACGCCGACCAAGGUCAGCAAGUCGGCGCGUUACGGGCGAUCCUCACACAAUAAGAAGCACAGCUCUGGGAAGGGCGAAAUUAGGAGCAACCGGGACUCAUCACGGUCGGCGCUGCUGCGCAAGCGGAAGCGCCACAACUUGGACCGCGACGUGAGCAGCGUUGUGCGCUACCAGGGCCAUGAUGAGUCCGACGGCGAGACGGAUGCUUCAGUCUGGUCUGAGGGGAUAUUGCGGAAGGACAAAAGCCAGGGCAGAGGGCAGCAACGCGGCUUUCUGGGGUCCAUCUUCCACAUGCUCGACGAGCACCCCAACGCUCCCGAGAACCUGCACAGGUGGGUUCAGCUCUUCAUCAACAUGCUGGUGGCCACGACUGUCAUUGGUGUCGGCUGGUCCAUUGUUUCAACAAUUCGCUCUGAUAUCCGCAACGCCAAUGAAGGCGCCCGGCUGGAGAUUAUGAGUGCGAUUGCAGAGUGCACCAAGCACUGGAAAGAUAACGCCUGCGAGACCAACAACAGGCCCUUCUUCCAGUCGCAGUGUGAUAAAUGGCACGACUGCAUGGUGCAGAAUCCCGAGUCGAUUAUGCGCGUCAAAGUGACGGCCAAGCAAAUCGCCGAGAUUAUCAAUGAAUUCUCGGAAGCGAUGAAUUUCAAGGCAUGGGGCUUCUUCUUUGCCAUCAUUAUCAUCUGUGUAUUUGGAAACAAUCUGAUUCUCGGCCGCAACGCCAACAGUGGCCAAGUGACGGCGUUCAACGGGGAACCACAGAAGAAUGUCAACAGGAUGGCGGACGACCCGAAUGUCAUAUGGAUGCCCGUGCAGACGCCGCGGAUGAAGCGGCACAUGAUGCUGGACGACGGAUCUGAUACUGACAGCUCCCUUCCACGGUCGACGCCGCUGAUGCUGCCGCACGCCACCCCAAGCGGGCGUAGGAGUCCCAGCAAGGGCGAACGAGCUAGAAGUCCAAUCAAGUACUCGCGAAGCCCAAGUAAGGGCUAUUAG